CUGUGUAUUCCAGCAGCUAAAGGGUGCAUGGAGCCGGCCUGCCAUUGAAAGAGCGGGAGGGGGUCUCGGGUGGGGGCCUGCUGCUGCUGCUGCUGCUGUGACAUCACGGGCUUGGCUGCUGCUGCGAGGCUCUAGAGCUGAGCACUGGGAGUGGAGCUGCGGCGGGAGCAUCUGCGGCUCUUCUGCACAGCCAAGGAUUCCAUCAUCUGUGACUGUAAAAAAGCAUAGCUCUUGGUCCUACUGCUAACCUUCCAUGCCACACAAGAGGAAUUGAAUAGACAGGAGUUCAGUGGUCUGACACAAAAUGAACCGUGCGUUCAGCAGGAAGAGAGAUAAAUCAUGGAUGCAUACUCCAGAAACAUUGUCAAAGCAUUUUAUUGCGUACAAUGCUAAAUUUCUUGGGCAUACAGAGGUUGAGCAACCCAAGGGUACAGAAAUUGUAAGGGAUGCAGUAAGAAAACUUAAGUUUUCCAGACAUAUUAAGAAAUCAGAAGGCCAGAAAACCCCCAAGGUUGAACUACAGAUUUCAAUCUAUGGUGUGAAAAUUCUAGACUCUAAGACAAAGGAAGUAAUGCACAACUGUCAGUUACACAGGAUAUCAUUUUGCGCUGACGAUAAGACAGACAAGAGGAUAUUUACAUUUAUAUGUAAAGAUUCAGAGUCGAAUAAGCACUUAUGUUAUGUGUUUGAUAGCGAAAAGUGUGCUGAAGAGAUCACAUUAACUAUUGGCCAGGCUUUUGACCUAGCAUACAGGAAGUUUCUGGAGUCAGGAGGAAAAGAUGUUGAAACAAGGAAACAGUUGGCUGGUCUGCAAAAAAGGAUUCAGGAACUAGAGACAGAAAAUACAGAACUGAAAUGUAAAGUACAAGACCUAGAAAACCGGCUUCUAAUAACUGAUGCAUCUUACUCCCCUACAGACAGUUCAACACCCCAGUCACCGUCUACUGAUUUAUUCGAUAUGAUCCCUUUUUCUUCCAUCUCACCUGAGUCACCUACACGGAAUGGAACUCCGCCUCCUCUUACACCUAUCAGAUCAAGUGAGACCAAAAAAGAUCUUUUUGGAGCAGAACCUUUUGAUCCAUUUUGCUGUGCAGCCGGUGACUUUCCUCCGGACAUACAAUCCAGACUGGAUGAGAUGCAGCGUCAGAGAUGGAGGGGUUCAAAAUGGGAUUAACAGUAGAAGGAACAAUUUUUUGUCUGGACUUUGCUGACCAUAGAAGCUGAUACCAUCAAAACAGUACAACCAUCCUUUGUAAUACACCUAUAUUUUAUGUGUUUACUUUUAUGUUUUAUCUUCUGUAUGAGCCAAAAACAUUACAUUCAAUUAACACAAUGAGUCAUUCUGGAAUACAGAAUAUAACAUACUUUUUAGAUCAAUUAUUGUUUAGUGAUGUACCUUUAUCCUAUAUAUAACUAAUAGAAAUUGAAAGCCACCAUUCAAUUCUUAUGUAAGUCUUAGGGGAUUAUUUACUAAACUCCGAAUGCAAAAAUCACGAAAAAUUUGUGACUUUUUUUGUUAAAAAAUCAGAC
Molecule: messenger RNA, 1530 nt
Organism: Xenopus laevis (African clawed frog)
Lineage: Eukaryota; Metazoa; Chordata; Amphibia; Anura; Pipidae
Gene: gulp1.L
Product: GULP PTB domain containing engulfment adaptor 1 L homeolog
Exons: 13
Coding region: 305-1174 (289 amino acids)
Cellular component (GO): cytoplasm
Source: RefSeq, a predicted model, not a curated record